Molecule: messenger RNA, 2217 nt
Organism: Aspergillus clavatus NRRL 1
Lineage: Eukaryota; Fungi; Ascomycota; Eurotiomycetes; Eurotiales; Aspergillaceae
Product: putative AAA family ATPase/60S ribosome export protein Rix7
Exons: 3
Coding region: 1-2217 (738 amino acids)
Biological process (GO): ribosome biogenesis
Cellular component (GO): nucleus
Molecular function (GO): ATP hydrolysis activity; RNA binding; preribosome binding
Source: RefSeq, a predicted model, not a curated record
AUGCGUCAGUCCCGCGGGGGUAGGCCGAGUCUGAGACAAGGCCUGGAUCGAGAGGUCUAUCAAAUCGUGCGCAAGAUCAUUGACGACCAGCCGGAGGGUGAGAAGGUUCGUCUUUCGGUAUCUACGAUUUACGACACCAUCAAGCGGUCGAAUUCCAGCUUGAACCGGAAACCGAAGCGGAUACUGGAGGACAGCAUUGAACGUGUUGUGGAGGUGGUCAAGACCGAUGUGCUUGGAGAGGAUGAGGAAGAUUCGGUGAACGGGGACUUUGAAGGCCUGGAGGAGCAAGCGCAGCCAGUUCCGGAUUCCAACAGCCUCAACCGGAGCCUUGUCGGGAUGUGGAACACCACCACAGCCUCGAAAACACAAAAGGCUCCUGAAUCCAAUAGUGUCGAAAAUGCUACACCUGCACCAACAUCUAGCAAGAGACGACUUGGAGGAGAUUCUGGCUCAUCCAAGCGUCGCAAGGCCGACAGUGCGGUCGAUCGAUCCCCUCCAACGCAUGUUAGUCUUGCGGACCUGGGUGGCUUGGAUGAUGUGGUUCAGGAGCUGGGAGACCUCCUCAUUCUGCCCAUGACCCGCCCGCAAGUCUACAUGUCGUCGAAUGUCCAACCUCCGCGCGGUGUGCUACUGCAUGGCCCGCCGGGUUGUGGUAAAACUAUGAUUGCCAAUGCUUUCGCAGCUGAGCUUGGCAUCCCGUUCAUUCCCAUAUCUGCUCCAUCUAUAGUAUCAGGAAUGUCUGGAGAGUCCGAGAAGGCUUUACGAGAGCAUUUCGAAGAAGCCAAGCGAAUUGCUCCCUGUCUCAUUUUUAUCGACGAGAUCGACGCCAUCACUCCCAAGCGAGAGAGCGCACAGAGAGAGAUGGAAAAGCGGAUUGUUGCACAGCUCUUGACCUGCAUGGACGACCUGGCAUUGGAUAAGACUGAUGGCAAACCCGUCAUCGUCCUGGCAGCUACAAACCGCCCCGACAGCUUAGACGCAGCGCUACGCCGAGGAGGUCGAUUCGACAAAGAAAUCAACAUGACUGUUCCGUCAGAGCCAGUCAGAGAGCAGAUUCUCCGUGCGCUUACGCGGAAAAUGCGCCUCGCCGAUGAUCUGGACUUCAAGACUCUGGCCAAACGGACACCGGGCUUUGUUGGUGCUGAUCUCAACGAUCUGGUCUCCACAGCGGGCUCUGCCGCCAUCAAACGGUACUUAGAACUGCUCAAAUCGAACAGUGGGGAAGAGAUGGAUAUCGAGACACCAGAUGAUGAUGGUCUUAGCCCCAAGGUUAAAGAGUUACGACGAUUAAUUGUGCACGCUAAGGAGAUGCCGGCUGGCGACGAGACCCAGGUGGUCUUGGUUUCUAAUGCCGACUUCUUUACUGCUCUUCCCAAGAUCCAGCCCUCGUCCAAGCGUGAAGGCUUCGCAACCAUUCCAGACACUACAUGGGCAGACAUUGGUGCUCUGGGAGGUAUUCGCGACGAGCUUUCUACGGCGAUCGUGGAACCGAUCAAGAAUCCCGACCUGUACGCAAGUGUGGGUAUUACAGCGCCCACCGGUGUUCUGCUCUGGGGCCCCCCCGGUUGCGGUAAGACGCUGCUGGCCAAGGCUGUGGCCAACGAGUCGCGCGCCAACUUCAUCAGCGUCAAGGGCCCCGAACUGCUCAACAAGUUCGUUGGUGAAUCUGAGCGUGCCGUACGGCAAGUGUUUGUUCGUGCUCGCUCGUCAGUUCCUUGCGUGAUAUUCUUCGACGAACUCGACGCCCUGGUUCCCCGCCGAGACGAUACCCUCUCCGAGGCUUCCGCUCGUGUCGUGAACACCCUCCUCACUGAACUCGACGGUCUCGGCAGCAGUCGCCAAGGCAUCUUUGUGAUUGCCGCCACGAACAGACCCGAUAUCAUCGAUCCCGCUAUGCUUCGCCCCGGGCGGCUUGAGACGCUUCUCUUCGUCAACCUGCCCAGCCCCUUGGAGCGCGCGGACAUCUUGCAGACUCUGGUGCGCAAGCUUCCCAUCGAGUUCAACGAAGAUCUCAGAAGACUUGCCGAGGAGUGCGAAGGGUUCAGCGGUGCCGAUCUGGGAAGUUUGCUCCGCCGGGCUGGUUACUCUGCUAUCAAACGUCGCGAUGCAAUCAAGUUUGAGGAUUUCGUGGCUGCUAAGGCUUUCAUUCGGCCUAGUGUUACCGAUUUGAAGAAGUACGAAAAACUCAGGAGAGAUUGGAGCGGUGGUGUGAUAUAG